Pelodiscus sinensis (Chinese soft-shelled turtle) is the source of this 960-nucleotide messenger RNA. The record is from RefSeq and is a predicted model, not a curated record. NCBI's taxonomy places the organism in Eukaryota, Metazoa, Chordata, Testudines, Trionychidae.
AUGGAGUGGAGAAAUCAAACGCCCAUCUCCGAAUUCAUCCUCCUGGGAUUUGGGGAGCUCCCGGUGCUGCAAGUUGUUCUCUUCCUCGUGUUUCUAGUGAUCUACAUGGUGACCGUCGCUGGAAACCUCCUCAUCGUGGUGCUGGUGGUGGCCGAUCAGCACCUUCACACCCCCAUGUACUACUUCCUGGGGCACUUGUCCUGCUUGGAGACCUGCUACAGCUCCACCAUCUUGCCGAGGGUGCUGGCCGGUCUCCUGACUGGAGAUAGAACCAUCUCUGUUGUUGGCUGUCUGGUGCAAUUAUAUUUCUUUGGUUCUCUAGUAGGUACAGAAUGUUACCUGCUAGCUGUGAUGUCUUACGACCGGUAUUUAGCCAUAUGUAAACCCCUGCAUUAUUCAACCUAUAUGAGUGACAGGUUCUGCCUUCAGCUCACAGUGGGGUCUUGGCUAAGUGCCUUUGUGGUUGUUACCAUUAUCAUACUUUUAAUGUCACAAUUAACUUUCUGCAGCCCCAAUGAACUGGACCAUUUCUUUUGUGAUGUCGCCCCCGUGAUAAAACUCGCCUGCAGCAUCACCCACGAGAUGGAACUUAUGACCUUUUGGGGUUCCUUUCUAUUCACAUUGCCACCGUUUCUAUUAACCCUGACCUCCUACGCUUGCAUCAUAGCGGUCAUCCUGAGAAUCCCUUCCCCAACUGGACGGCACAAGGCGUUUUCCACCUGCUCCUCCCACCUCAUUGUGGUGACCACUUUCUAUGGGACGCUCGUCGUUGUCUAUAUUUUACCAAAAACCAAGAUGCUGCAAGAGCUGAACAAAGUCUUCUCCAUCUUCUACACGGUCCUGACUCCUCUGGCCAACCCGCUUGUCUACAGCCUGAGAAACAAAGAGGUCAUGGAGGCCCUGGAGAAAACUCUUAGGAACUUUUUGACUUUCACCAAUUCUUUUUGUAGGGUGAAAUGA